Molecule: messenger RNA, 1071 nt
Organism: Lentinula edodes (shiitake mushroom)
Lineage: Eukaryota; Fungi; Basidiomycota; Agaricomycetes; Agaricales; Omphalotaceae
Exons: 8
Coding region: 196-1071 (291 amino acids)
Source: RefSeq, a predicted model, not a curated record
ACUCCCUCUUAACCCAUACCCCUAUAAACCCAUACUCCCUUAUACUCCAUACAUUUCCCGGGUUACCAACCUCGUUUGCAGGGAAAUGCCAUGCAUAACCCAUAACUCUCCCAUACCCUAUAAUCCAUACCUUUUGGGGGGUAAUCUCCACUAUAUUUUUACCCAUAACCCAUACCUUGAUUGCUAUCAUUGCAUAUGAUACUCCCAAAAUGGGAUCACUCCCGAUUAGGCAAAUUGUCACAUCUGGACCUCCACGGAGGGGUAUGGGUUAAGAGGGAGUCGACUGUUGCACCCCUUGAUAAUUCUGAUUUCAGAUCGGAUGCUCUCUCAGGCCAGUACAAGCUACGAGGCAUCCAAAGUUCACUUGGACAUAACCGUAACGACGAAGACCAUCCUCUUGCCUACGAUGAUCGCGACUACGACCACUGUACAAAUGAGAUCGGAGGCUCGCAAAUUCUUCAAGAGGAGGGGACAGAUAAUGACGUGCCUCACAUGGCUCAGGACAGUGAAUUUCUAAUCACUGAUAGCUCCACUCGACAGUCUGGACCACCCGUAGUGGCACCCGAUCUGGCAGCAUUUGGCAUUCCGUAUGCUCCAGCUCAGUGGCAUGCUGCAUCGUCGUGCUCACGAGCCAAUCCUCUGUUAGGGGCACAUCAGUGGCUCCCACUUGUGCACGUCUCCAACCCCAUCCUUCUCAAAGUCGCCGCGUAUGAUCCGGACAACGCUCCUCGCACAGUUACCUACUCUCUCUCUCUCUCUCCGGAACCGGAACAAAGACUGACGGUUGUCAAGAAAACCAACUCCAACCAGAUUCUUCGGGUGGAGAAUAACAUCGUCCGGGUCGAGCAGUCAACCCAAUGCAUGGCGGAUGAUAUCCGUUCCUCAAUGCUUUAUGGCAUUCGCAUCACAUCGGCACGAGCUCCCGAAGGAUACCACGGCGAAAUUGGACACGAGAAUAUCGAACACUCUGUGGCAGGAAAUAACCAACAUCGCUUCUACGGAACUCAAUCGGCUGAAGCCAAACAUUGUCCCACGCCUAACAUCUUUCCUACCCGUCGACACUAUCAAUGA